Cydia fagiglandana is the source of this 9053-nucleotide messenger RNA. It is a transcript of the gene dati, whose product is annotated as zinc finger protein 184. Gene Ontology annotation, cellular component: chromosome; nucleus. The record is from RefSeq and is a predicted model, not a curated record. Lineage: Eukaryota; Metazoa; Arthropoda; Insecta; Lepidoptera; Tortricidae. Gene Ontology annotation, molecular function: RNA polymerase II cis-regulatory region sequence-specific DNA binding; DNA-binding transcription factor activity, RNA polymerase II-specific; chromatin insulator sequence binding. Bases 1605 to 4184 code for a protein of 859 amino acids. The transcript is spliced from 10 exons. Gene Ontology annotation, biological process: regulation of transcription by RNA polymerase II.
AGAAUUGAUUGCAGUUUUAGUUGCAUUAGAUUCCAAAUUUAGGUGGGUGUGUUCGACCGUGCCGAGUUUUAUAAUAAACACGCAAAAUCAUUAUUUGAUGAUUCGGCGGCGCGGAGGAUGAGUGGGUAGCCUGGGGUGGGUGGAGACCUCAUCCCACAAUCAUCGGGGAGACCGGGGUUGCAGCAGCGAGUGCAAGCCUCAGUGUGCCGGGCAGGGCUGCUGACUACGCGUGCUUUACCAACUACGCAUCGCGAAAAAACACCCAAAAAAAACAAAAAAACCAUCAAAAAUAUAAAAAAAACUUUCGAAACAAAAAUAAAAAAACGGCCUAAACAAAUCCAAAAAUAAUAAACCAAUAUUUGGUUCCAAAAUUUUUUGAAUUUCCCAACGCAUGCGUUGAAGCAGCCGCCUUUCACAUUCACGGAAAUAGUUUUUAUGCAAUAGACUUUAUUAGUAUCCACAUAAUCAGAUAGUUUUAAGUGACUAAUAUACCGUAUUCAGCAACACUUGAACUCACAAUAGACUAACAACCAGUUUUCGUUUCUACAACUUAGUGUUAAGAGCAACUAGAGGCAGUUCGGCUCGGAUCCGUCGUGAGGGCUUAUAUCAGCGACCAUCCGGGAAGACCUUCCAAAAUAAGAAGGACAACGUCAAGAAGACCCAUGGGUCGCAGAAGAAUACCAUGGACAUCUUCUAGAAGGAACCACCAAUAAGUUAAAUGCGGAAGAGGCUAAAGAAGAUCAAGAUUUCAUAGCAAAGGGGAAUCUAGCCAACAAAGAAUAACAACUAUCGCCAUUUGACGAUAAAGAAACACGUUUUUUCGCAAUAGAACAAGUUUUACGUUUAUAUCAACCGUUAUUACAAGGAAACAAUAGAAAAGAAGAUUUAAGAAUUUGAGUUCUUUAAUUACAUUUAAACAACACUGGUUAAUUUUGGAACUUUACGAUUGAUUUACUUUGAGUUUUAUACGCAAGACUCUCUAUAUAUAUUAUCUAGUGAAUAAAUUUAGUGAAAGACUCUGGACUAAAGGUUAAGGCUAAGUGAUAUUUGAACAUUUGGCAAAUAGUUUUGGAAUAUUUCGACCAAUUUCAUCUUCCGAUCAGACUGCAGGGGAUGAAGACAAAUUAAGAAACAAAAAACUCGUGCCUUGAUUCGGCCUUAAAUUAGUAAAAGGGUAAGAUAAAAUUACGCCAAACUAAUUCAAAUAUUAAAAAAAUUCAAAUUUACCAAGUUUACCUACUCGUUGAAACGACUUCUAGAUUUCUUUAAUAGUACAAAAUUAAGAUAAAAUUAACAUUAAGAAUUAGUUAAAUUAUUGUGUUAUUUCGAUACCUGUAACGUUUUAUAUGAGUACUUAUAAAAUUUAACGGGCUAUAUAAAUAACAACAAAGACAAUACUAUAGACAUCCGUACAAAUAAUAUACACAAUAUUGUUAACAAUCAAGAAUUUAUUAAGAAAGAAGAAGGGAAGACAGAAGAGGAAAUUACAACAUCUUCUUCCAGUUGCUAUCCAGACUGAAAACUGCGCGCUUUCCACUCAAGAUUAUAUCAAGUGCGAAGACCGCGCGCAUGAAUUUGUGACGAUACGACCAAAACUGGAAUUCAUGUUGAAAUACUUCAAUGAGAACAUAUCCCUAGCGCUCCAGGAGAGGUAUAGGGACCUCCAUGAUUAUCGGAAGACGGAAGUAGAGGAGGGGUCACCGAGGGAGGCGAAAGUACCGAAAAUAGCUGAAGAAGGUGACCAGGUCGGCGGCGAAGGCGCGUUCGAAGCGAGCGCCGCGCCGCCGUUCCCUCGCCUCCUGGAGCAGCCGAAAGACGAAGAUAACUUCGUGGCCUCGUGGCUUCAGAACUCCUUUAAGAUGACGGCCGCUGAGAACAACGAAGCAUCAGCGGGAGGGAGCGCUCUGGACUUGCGGGCAGCACCUCUGUCCCUUCAUAUUCCUGCGAUCCAGCAAGGGGAGCAGAGGUUCAAGAUGCAGGACUUCUGGAACCGCAGCCGGCCCGGCACGCCGGCCCAGGAGCCGGAGCUGCCGGGGCCGGCGCCGACCCCGCAGCCCCCGGCCACGCCGGACCAUAAGAUCAUCACCGAGAAACUGGUCAAUGAGAUUCAGCAGCAGCAAUCGCCCUCGGCCGACUCCACCAUGAGCGAGCGAUCGCUCGUACCGUUUGCGCUGCCGCAGCAGCAGUCGCCGACCGGCGACGCGCCGAUGGGCGACAGGAGCAUGUUGCCCUUCGCAUUGGUAAAUUUCCUGAAUAGCCUCAAUAUCGAUCAACAAGCGAGAUCGGGCCAGAGCAUCAGCGAGAGGACGCUCGAGGAGUGCUGGUCAACGCUACAGCGAAUCUUCAUGCACAAGAACGCAAUGCAAAUGCACGCGCGCGAGCUCCAGCGGGGCCUGGGCGGGGAAGUGAAGCCGCACCAAUGCCAGCAGUGCCUCAAGAGCUUCAGUUCCAACCACCAGCUGGUCCAGCACAUCAGGGUCCACACGGGGGAGAAGCCCUACAAGUGCUCGUACUGCGACAGGCGGUUCAAGCAGCUCAGCCAUGUGCAGCAGCACACUAGGCUUCAUACAGGCGAACGCCCCUACAAAUGCCACCUCCCCGACUGCGGGCGCGCCUUCAUCCAGCUGUCCAACCUCCAGCAGCACCUCCGCAACCACGACGCCCAGGUGGAGAGGGCCAAGAACCGCCCCUUCCACUGCAACAUCUGCGGCAAGGGGUUUGCCACGGAGAGCAGCCUUAGAACGCACACGGCCAAGGAGCUUCAGCUGCACCUUGGUGUUUUGCAGCAACACGCCGCCCUCAUGAUAGGGGGCGCCACCGCCACCCCCUGCCCCAUCUGCCACAAGGUCGUGUUCGGGGGCGAAGCCCUCGUUGAACACAUGAAGAACACCCACAAGGACCCCAACGCGUCCGGCGUUGCGAGCCCCCCUGCCACGUCACCGUACCCUGCGCAAGCUAAACCAACUGAUCCUUAUGUAGCCAAGCGGCGGACGGCGAACCACCCAUGCCCGGUAUGCGGGAAGCACUACGUGAACGAGGGUUCACUCAGGAAGCACCUCGCCUGUCAUCCGGAGACGCAGCUGACCAGCAGUUUGAGGAUGUGGCCGUGUUCUGUAUGCCAGGCCGUGUUUACGCAUGAAAGUGGUCUCCUGUCCCAUAUGGAACACAUGCGAAUGGAGCCCAAGCACCAGUUCGCGGCGCAGUACGUGCUGUCCCGCGCCGCCGCCGAGCGCCGCGAGCGCGACCUCCUCGCCGCCGUGUCCUCCGCGGGGGGCUCGGGGCUCCUCAACCUCGCCCCUCCGUCCCCGGCGCACUCCGACUCUUCCUCCAACGGCAGACUCUCCUCCUCGGCCGGCUCCGACGGAGGAGCAGCUGUCAACAAGCUCACAGACCUACUCCGCUCCGCCAGCAACGGACACCAAGCGUACGGCGACGAAAGAGUCGCCGCAAUCGCUGCCGCCGCCGCGAACAUGAUGGCUCAACCUGGCGAAGGCGCGAACGCUGUACAAGUCGCUGCAGCCAAUCUAGUAUCAGCCAUGAGACAGCAAUUAGCUAGAGAACCACCAGCGCAACCGCCUGCGGAAACCCCUCCAGCACCUAACGAAGCCGCUUUAAGAAUCCAACAAGCUGAAGCAUUACUUAGAAGUCAAGCGGAAGCACUAAGACUCGCAGUAUCUCAAGCCGCCGCGGCCCACGGGAACGAAGCUCCAAGUCCGUUAAGACAUAAUGGAGGAUUUCCUCCGCAGAUUACUCCACCUAACGAUGCCAGUGGACAGUUGUCGCCAGAGUUAGUCGAGGCUUUCAGAAUCGCGCAGGAACAGAGAUUAGAGCAGGCGUUGCGGUUGCACGAUCCGAGGAUGCUAGGGUUCAAUUUGCCGUCGCCGGCGGUCGCUCAGCAGGCCGCGCAGCAGGUGGCCGCUCAACAGGCGGCCGCUCAACAGGCCGCGCAGCAGGCCGCCGCUCAACAGGCCGCUCAGCAGGCAGUGGCCGCCCAGCAAGCGGCCGCGCAGCAGGCCGCUCAACAAGUAGCUCAAGCGGCGCAAGCGGCUCAACAAGCGGCCCAGCAAGCCGUCCAGCAACAGCAGAUGCAGCAGCAAGCGCAAGCCCAGGCCCAGGCCCAGGCCCAGGCGGCCCAGCAAGCCGCGCAGCAAGCUGUCCACCUCCAGCAAAACCCUCAGCCAUGAAAAUUCAGCUACUACUAAUCUGAGGCGAUUUCGUUCUAGUUAAAAUUAAUCGUUUCAAUGUUUGGUUUCGGGGCGUGAUCGCUUCUGAUUAGUUAAUUUUGCGACGUUAAAAUUGUUUCUUUGGUUCCGAUUGCAAAUUAUACAUUAGUUAUAAAGAAGUCGCAUAACAAUAAUGGUACGUAAGCCUAGAUAGAACUAACUGUUGUAAAUAGGGAAUUAGCGAUGUUAAUGUAAAUAAACUAAAUGAAAAUGAUUGAACAAAAUAUGGAACACAAACUCGCUGCAAGAAAUAAAAUUAGAAAUAGAUACGAGAAAUAAUAUUCUGUGCAAUCUUCAAUAUUUAUUUGUUUUACGCGUUAUUAUUUAAAUGAUAUAUUUAUUUUUAUUAGCUUUAGCACGAAGCGGUGUUUCUUAGCUUAGUACAAACUUUGGGAUGUGCCAAACUAUUUUCGCACGUUUAUCGCAUUUAGCGACUAUGCAAUAAUUAGUUUUCGUUUAAAGUUUUCCAUAUUAAGAUAUUUUUACAAAUAUAUUAUUUAGGUGAUAUUGAAAUUUGUUAUAAUUAUUAUUCUUGUCUUUUCACGCAAUAAUGCUAUGCUAGUCACGUUUUGAACGCACAAAAAUCUAUAUGAAAUUGGAGACUUUAUUUUACUAUUUUCGAACACUUCAAACUGUCUUUCUUCGGCGUGAAAUGUUAAUUUUAUCAUUAUUAAAUGCCAUAUUAGAUAUAAUAAUGUAUAUACUAUAGCCACGUUACGUCUUUCGUUUCGAAAAAAGAAAUAUUUUAUUUUUAUUAAUAAAGCGAUUAUUAUUUGAACAAAAAAUAUAAUUAUUUACAAAUUAUUUUGUAGAGUUGUAAAUAAAAAAUACCAACUAUUAUUUUUCAGAAGACUGCCGUUACUUAUUCUUUUUUUGUAAAUACUUAAAAAUGAAAUUGUACGAAUAGAUAAAAUAGCGAUUUUUCACUGAAUAGACAGUUCGUCAGUUUGACAGAUUUAUCCGAACAGACAGACAGUCGAAGAUCCGUUAAAAGUCCAUCUGUCUUCGACGUAUAACCUUAAAAAGACAAAGACACGAGACAUUCUUAUCAACAUCGGAUGUUGAAGUAUGAGCCCAUUAUUUACAUUUUUAAUUUUACUUUUAACACAUUUAAAUGAAUCACAAUAGCCCAGUGAAUCAUUUUAACAAUAAACAAUACUUUUUGAAGCGUCAGCUUCGCCACAAUAACCCGAAGCAUCUAGUUGCUCCAUGUUGUCGCUGCAGUAGAUUUAGAAUCAAACCAGACCCGAAAAUGACCACUUUUCAAUUCAAUUCGAAAGAAAAACCAAUUUCGGAUACAAUUGGAAAGUGGUCAGAUCCCGGUCCGACUAUGAGAAUGUCAAGUGUUGCCGAAUAUAAUUCUUUUAAUAUUAUCAUCAUGUAUUAUAAAUAAGUAACAUUCUGUGUGUACAAAUUGGAGCUCAUCGAGUUUGUCCACACAGAAUAGUUUGUCUACGUAUAAUCGUAACAUAGGUAAGGUAUAGUAAGCUGAUUUUAACGUACGUAAUUAUUUCAUUCUUGAAUUAAUAUUGGUAUAUCCGUUGUGGGUAGUCGCACACAGCCGUGCGGCGACAUCUAGCGGAGUAUCAAUGUAAAUAGUGAACAAAAACACAAUGCAAUAGCCCAAAAAAUCGUUUAUAAUUUUUGUCGUGACGUUUGGUUGGUGGGUGGGAGUUUUUAAUUGAACUAUUCGUUUCAUUAAGAAUUUUAUUCAUUUUAAAUACAACACUUUUCGGCACAUUUUUCAAGUAUUUCUUUGGGGAGAUAUGGCCAGUUACAUCGAGACGAGCGGUUACCGGUAUAAUCAAUUUUCUAGGAAACGUGAAUACACAAUUGAAAAUAAAACAAUUUCGACUGAUACAAAAAGCAACCGAACAUUUUUUCGAUACAUACAAUAAAAAUCGUGAACGGAUCGCUAUUUAUGUAAAAAUGUUCUCAUAAAUUAAUAUAUAAAAUAAAUUUAAUAUAACAACAAAUGAAGUUCCUAUGAAUAAUGUAUAAAAGGUAUUGUUUUAAAUUUAGAUCGUAGUAGAAGGAAAAAUUUAUGGACGUUUGGGUAUUUUUAAAGUUAUAAUUAAUAAACCAUCGUGUUAGGGAACUGAACGCGAGUUGUACAAACAUACGGACUAUGUAAGCACGGACCGUGAAUCCUACAUUUAGAAUAUUAUAUCAAAAGUUACGUUUCCAUGAAAGUGUUCAAACGUAUUUUAAGCCUCGGAUUCCGUGCGAUUAAUGUAAAAAUAUUUGUGUAAAAAUAUACGCAUGUAUUUUCUAAUCUAAUGGAGUUUUAACGUAAGUUUUUGGAUUAGUGUCUGGAUGAUCGCGCGGGGUCCAGGCUUCAAUCUGUGAUCAUCGAAGGAAUAGUUAUAUCAGAUCGUGGCUGCAAGUUGUUUUAAGUUAUCGACGAAGAAUUUUUUUAAUGUUGAAAUUGAAAAAUAUGGAGUGAAUUUUUUUCUACAUUUAUUUUACAGACAAAUUUCCGUAGUUAAGCUGUGUACAUUUAAUACUAAUAAUAAAGCCUAAAUGAGCGAUUUACUUGCGUCGCUGGACCGGUCGUCGGGGGAAUCAAUUGAUUUUUUUCCAGCAAUUGAAUUCCUUUUCUGAAUCAAUUGAAUUUCAAUUGGUUGAUUUCUCCACGGCCCCAUCUUUUAGUGUCAAUAGACCUGGUUUUGUUUGAUGUGAACCUUGGAUGCAAGCAAGUAACUCCACCUGUUUGAUUCACUUAAUGCGCUGUUGGUUCAAUUUUUAUAGAAAAAUGGAUAAGACGCCUAAAUGUUCUAGUUUUAUUGGCUAUUAAAUAUUACGUUAUCGUUAUGUUACUAGGAGAAUUCGUUGAUAAUUUUAAAGCUAGCGUUUUCUUUAUGGUUUAAAAUUGCCACAAAAAAUGAAGUUACUGAGAAGUUUCAUAUAAAUUCUUCUCAAUCGGCAGUUUCAUGAGAAUGCGGCUUAUAAUUAUAAUUCGACUGAAUCGCAACUACAUCCAGCGAUUACAUUACAUUUUUUAUUUCGAAUUAAGAAAAAUAUUAUCAAUUGCGCGGAAAAAUUUUUUUUUUGCGCGAUUGAAAAUAUUAGUUGUUGAGUUUUCACUAUGGAUUGCUGUUGUUUUAACUUACACAUCCUUAUUGACUGUUAAAGUUCUUAAUUUAAAGCUUCGUCGUUUACGUUUUGUAUUUGAGCUUGUUUUAAAAUAUUUAGCCAAAUAUACAAUUAUUAAUCGUAUUUUUAAGAUAUAGACAGGAUAGCCAGGUUUUCAAUUUAAACUCACAUAAUAGUUAUUACCUUAUAUUGUAAGUUAGCGUAAUUAAUGUAAUGUAAUUCCGGGGCUCAGUUAUAAAGAAACAUUUAAAUUGGCUUACAAAUAAUAUAUCUGUUAUAAAUGGGCCCGCUGUAUAGCAUAGAGUAAGUCCAAGACAAAUUAAAAAUUAUAACGCUUUCUCUAUGCUAUGUGUUUGAGAGUAGUGAACAACGAAUAAAAAAACAUAAAUACAAAAAAAUCUGUGUACUUCAAUGUGCUUACAUGUCAUAAUAGUUAAUAUACUCUGUAUCGGUGUUUUCUGAGGGCACCAGGCCGGCGUCAUAUCCAUUUUUAGGUAAAAAUUACUAUUAAACAGUACGAAAAACACAAUUUUGACAAUAUUAGAAUUUAAAUAACGUUCUAUAAACAAAUGUUACAACUGUUUUGUAACAACCAAAUUUACAAUCGAAAUCAGUUUGAAUUUCGAAUUUGGAAUGUUCUAAAACAACUGACAGCGCAUAUUUCGUCUGUAACACUAGCCGAUCGAUGCCACAACAGGCAUUUGCGUUGUACAACUGUUAUUUACAAACUUUUGUAUUUACAACUAUUUAUGUAUUUACAAUUACAAGUUAUACUAUUUGUCCCUUUCAAUUGGUGAAUUCUAGUCUCAUUUUCUUGACGUCUCGUUUACUUUUAACGGGAUUUAAAUCUGUAACUUUAUUACAGUAUAUCCAACGUUAUUCUUUCUAUUAUGCUGUCAUUAGCGAGACAUUUAUACAGUUGUCAAAAUAGUAAAAUAUAAAAUGGCAGCUAUGAAUCGCGUUGGACUCUGUAAUUCAAAAAUGUCGUGAUUGCGAAUUGUAAAAAUGAAACUCUUUUGGAAACUAACAAAAAAUAUUAGUAUCAUAAAAUACAGUAUUUGGAUGAUAAAAAUUGUAUAGUGAUCGAUUAUUGGAAAUGCUGAAUGUAUAUGGUCAAAAUUAAAAGUAUUUCGGCGUAAUUUGUAAAAUUCCAAUUAAUUAGAGUUUAGAAUUAAAUGUAGAAGUCAAAAUUCGUAUUUGGCAUGUUAAAAUUAAAAAAAGAAUGUAAAUAACAUUAGGGAUGUGAUGUGAUGAUACUAUAAUUGUACCUUAUCGAUGUUUAGGCAAACAUACAUACAUACAAUACAAUUCGAUUAGACUCAUCGCGACAGAAUUGUUUUAGUUGUAUUUUGAUGUAUAGCGUAUUUUAAGUUCAUAUUUAAUAUAAAAAACGAUGCCAUGUUUUUUUUAGUUAGUUAUUUGUAGCGUUGAACUAUAACGUGUUUAUUGAAUUAUAUUUUUUAUAAAAGUUAUUUUUUUGUAUUUGUACUCGAUUGAUUAGUCAAUAACGAACUGCUAUGUAUUUAGUUAAGUUUAGUGUUGACUUAUGUUAAGCUUAUAUUUUUAAACAGAUAAUUACCUUUAUGAACAAACUAACCCUUUAUAUUAUUUUUAUUGUGGAAUUAUUAUUUUUAACAACGGAAAAUGCUUAUUGUGUCAUUGAAUUGAUAAUAGUAACUAUUAUUGCCGAAACGGUUAGCUAUAAUUAUUUUAAAAAAUAAAAAUGAUGAUUCA